AUGCUUUAUGGAUGUAAGAGUAGGCAGCUAUUUUUUCAGUACCAUGAUUCUGAUCCUUUGAGAAGUGUUUUAGUAGCUGACUUCGGUCAUUCCUGCUAUGAGACUAAUACUAAUGCCUUUCACUGCAGGUAUGUAUUUGCUUCUAACCUAUUCGAGUCUGGAAAUAUUAAUGAAACAGAGUGGGCUAUUUAUCAGGACUGGCACUCAUGGCUUUUGAAUCAGUUUGAAUCUGAUCUAGAACUGGAUGGCAUCAUCUACCUAAGAACUACACCUCAGAAAUGCAUGGAAAGGCUACAGAUGAGGGGAAGAGAAGAGGAGCAAGGAAUUGAGCUUGAGUAUUUGGAAAGCCUCCACUAUAAACAUGAAACCUGGCUUCAUGAAAGGACUAUGAGAGUUGAUUUUGAGAACCUUAGAGAGGUGCCCAUUCUAGUUUUGGAUGUUAAUGAAGACUUCAAGAAUGAUAAGAUUAAACAGGAGUACCUGAUUGAUAAGGUCAAGUCUUUCCUGACUUCCUAAGAACAUGAAAAUGACUUUGAAUAAGUCCUUGAAGUUCAGAAGUUAAACCUAACAAUCAGUGUUUUCCUAAACAUUUACUUUAGCUGAAUGCAUUACCCAUCUAGCUUAUUUUAAGGCAAGACUGAAGUGUAAAAUAUGGUUUGGGUUUUUUUGCUUGUCUGACCUGUGUGGUUUUUCACAGAAUUUUGUCUAGUUAAAAUGAAAACUUACGGGGUGCUUUGAUAGUGUUCUUUGUGUGUAUUCUCUGCUUAUUAAUAAAGUUUUUAAAAUAAUA
Calidris pugnax (ruff) is the source of this 790-nucleotide messenger RNA. Its product is annotated as deoxycytidine kinase-like. The transcript has 4 exons. NCBI's taxonomy places the organism in Eukaryota, Metazoa, Chordata, Aves, Charadriiformes, Scolopacidae. The coding region runs from base 1 to 516 and encodes 171 amino acids. Gene Ontology annotation, molecular function: deoxyguanosine kinase activity. The record is from RefSeq and is a predicted model, not a curated record. Gene Ontology annotation, cellular component: mitochondrion; cytoplasm.